AUGACUGAUGUUGGUCACGCAGAGCACACGCAAGAUAUCAUGGGAUUGCUCUUUAAAUAUAUUGACAUCUUGCACCAGUCUGGCGUUUGCGAGUGGAUUUAUGACGAGCUGGAAGUCAGUGGCUAUUAUCACAAGUUGCGGGUAUUAUUGGAUACCAUCCUGAAAGCAAUGGCAGAUUUUGCAGUGAAGCCAGAAAGAUUUUCUGUGAUCAAGGUCACAGCAUUAAGGAAGCUGGCAAAACAAGAAUUGAUAGCUUUCUUCAACAAGCACAUACGAAUUGGAGCGCCCAAGAGGAAGGUGCUUAGUGUACGAGUUUAUGGGAGCAAGCAUUCAUCAAAUUUUGAAGUGGAUAACAAUAAAGCAGUUGGACCAAACACAGUACGAAUAGAUGACAUUUUUAGCUUCAGGGCAUCGCAACCUCUUUACGGUUCACAUUGAAGAGGGUAUGAACAUAUGGAAGUUCACAGCAAAUUCUAAAUAAGCUACAGUUGAGGAUCUUGGAUAAUGUACUCCUGAAACAUUUCUCCAAAAUCUAUACUACCACGCCACACUUGCCCUGUGGCAUUUGUACCUUAUAGCGUUUUAGUGUUUGGUGUGUGUAAAUGACUAAAGGUAUUACUUGGGAUUUUACUA
Molecule: messenger RNA, 633 nt
Organism: Eucalyptus grandis
Lineage: Eukaryota; Viridiplantae; Streptophyta; Magnoliopsida; Myrtales; Myrtaceae
Product: insulin-degrading enzyme-like 1, peroxisomal
Exons: 4
Coding region: 1-438 (145 amino acids)
Biological process (GO): peptide catabolic process
Cellular component (GO): mitochondrion; cytosol
Molecular function (GO): metalloendopeptidase activity
Source: RefSeq, a predicted model, not a curated record